AUGGCGCUGCCACUGCCGCCAGGCCUCGUGCCCUCCGAGGUUGGGUUCCUCUGUGAGAUGGAGCUUGUCACCGUCGUCCCGCGCCAGCGCCUCGAGCCCAUCUCCCUGCUCUCCGGCGAGACCCCGGCACUGCGCCCUCCACACCGCAGCAACAUCCCGCUCUGGCUCGCCCUCCUCCUCAAGAAGCAGCGGCGCGCCAACAUUGUCGCACCGCCCUGGCUGCACCCGGAUUCGCUCCGCGACAUCAUCCACCACGAGACCAAGAUUGACACCAAGGGCUGGGCGCCGCCGCCUCCUCUGCCCGCGCGUGGAGACGCCCGCGGCAAUGCGCGCCGCUACGGCCAGGGCACUAGAGACGCACAAGAUGGCGCGAGCGGCUCCGACAAGACGGUCCUCUCGCCGCCCUUUCUCCCCUCCUGCACCUCCAACGCGCCCACAGGCGCCCUGCCUUAUCACUGGCUCGAGCUCGCCGAGAUGCUCCUCGCCCACGCUGCCGACGAUGUGCCCUCCGCGUCCGAGGUGCGCUCACUGCUGCGCGAUUUGCAGGAGGUGCGCGCCGCCAAGAUGCGUGCCAGCACGGCCCAGCUCGAGGCUGGCGUGGACGGAGUCAUGAGCCUCCGCGGCGUCGGCGCCAUGGAGCUCGCCGAGAGCAGAGGCUUCGUUGUGGGCGUUGUCGAAGGCGUGAGGAAGAUUGGCUCCAGCGCCGAGGCGGUGCGCCGCGAGGAAGAGGAGGAGCGUGGCGGAAGGGAUGACGAUGACGAGCCCAGCGACGACGAUAUGGGUCUGUAA
Molecule: messenger RNA, 789 nt
Organism: Purpureocillium lilacinum
Lineage: Eukaryota; Fungi; Ascomycota; Sordariomycetes; Hypocreales; Ophiocordycipitaceae
Product: DNA replication protein psf2
Biological process (GO): DNA replication; double-strand break repair via break-induced replication
Cellular component (GO): nucleus; GINS complex
Source: RefSeq, a predicted model, not a curated record